Schizosaccharomyces osmophilus is the source of this 2805-nucleotide messenger RNA. It is a transcript of the gene fft1, whose product is annotated as SMARCAD1 family ATPase Fft1. The record is from RefSeq and is a predicted model, not a curated record. The transcript is spliced from 4 exons. Gene Ontology annotation, cellular component: nucleus. Bases 1 to 2805 code for a protein of 934 amino acids. Gene Ontology annotation, molecular function: ATP binding; DNA binding; ATP-dependent chromatin remodeler activity. NCBI's taxonomy places the organism in Eukaryota, Fungi, Ascomycota, Schizosaccharomycetes, Schizosaccharomycetales, Schizosaccharomycetaceae.
AUGUUGGACAAAGAAAGUAAAGACUUAGUUACUGUACCAAGCCCAUCUCCUCCUGGUACGCCAGUACGCGAGAAUCAUCAAAUUUUCAUAAACAGUUCCCCAAUAGAAGAGUCUCCCGUACGGAACACUGGGCGUGAAAUUGAUCAAAGUGGUUUACAUUUGGCUUCAAGAAAAGAUUUUCGAGACAGGCUGAACCCUUUAACUUUGGAAUCGGUGGCACCUGAAGAUACCAACAGUCAAAAAAAGAUAAACAGAAUCCUUCAAGAAAAGAACGACGAGUCAAUUGUUUCAAGAAUUGAGGCUAAGACAAAAUCAAAUAACAGGGAUAAUUCUGAAAUGAAUGAUGCUAUGAACACUGAAACGAUGGAAUCAAAAAUAAAUUUUGUAAAACGUCGAUUUCCUGAGCUGGACGAAAAUGAUAUAGUCGAUAAAUUAAAAAAGUUUAAUUGGAAAGAAAACAUGGUACUUCAUAAACUUACGUUUCAGAGACUACUAAAAGAACCAGGUGGGCGUGUUGGUAAUAAAAAUUCUCGGAAAGAAAAAAACAAUAAACCAGAGAAAGCUGCGUUACCAAAAACUCAUAUUCCAAGAAAAAGAGACUUGCAAAAUGGGGAACCUGUUGAACCUACUAAAUCUCGAAAAAAGACUUCGCGUGUUAUUCAGCUUUCUGAGGAAGAGGAAGAGGAAGAGGAAGAUGAAGAUGAAGAAGACAGAACUAGUACGUUUCCAUUAAAGAAUACCGAGUACGAAAAGGAAAAUACACCUAAUCCAGCUUUCGAAGAUGCCUCAGUGGAAGAAUUUGAUAAACAUCAAGUUCAAAACGUGAGCGAUGAAGAAUCUGACUAUGAUAAGCGAGUGCUUGAUUUUUUAAACAGUUGUUCCCUACAGGAGUUGAUAGAUGUAUCUAGUUGCCCGCAUGAUAUUGUAGAAUAUUUCAUUACGAAGAGGCCAUAUCCAAGCUUAAAUAAGGCCGAAGUCGUUCAUAAGAAAAAAGUUACUGACAAACAAAAGCGAUCAAAAUCGGACUCUUUUAAAGUGGGCAAAAAGGUUGUGAAUUCUACGUAUGAAGUUUUACAAGGGUUUGACGCUGUUGAUUCCUUAAUUAAUCGCUGUGAAAAUUACGGACGCCUCAUAGCAAACACAUUAAAAAACUGGCAUAACAUUCAACAAGAUAAAAAUCACGAAGAAUGCAUACCAAUGGAUUACAUGGAAGAGCAGCCCGGAUUGUUGGCACCUGGAGUAACACUGAAAAAUUACCAAAUAAUGGGUGUUAAUUGGUUACGUUUAAUGUAUCAUGCUGAUUUGUCGGGUAUUUUGGCAGACGAAAUGGGACUUGGUAAAACCUGUCAGGUAAUUGCAUUUUUGGCUUCAGUGAAGGAAAACAACAUUAGAGGUCCCCAUUUAAUCGUGGUUCCUGCCUCUACCCUUGAGAACUGGCUUCGUGAGUUUGCUAAAUUUUGCCCAUCUUUGCGAGUAGAAGAAUACUCAGGAAGCCAAGCUGAGAGGAUAGAGAAAAGAUAUUAUUUGACAGACAACGAAUAUGAUGUUUUGGUAACAAACUAUCAUAUGGCUUCGGGUUCUAGAGAUGACAGAGCUUUCUUACGGAGACAAAGGUUUAAUAUUUGUGUUUUUGAUGAAGGUCACUACUUAAAAAAUCGGAUGUCAGAAAGAUAUAAACAUUUGAUGAAUAUUACAGCCAAAUUUCGCCUUUUAAUUACUGGAACGCCGUUACAGAAUAACUUGAAAGAGCUAAUUUCUUUACUUGCCUUUAUGUUACCCAAGAUGUUUGAUAGUAAUAUGCAAGGACUGGAUAUAAUUUACAAAAUUAAGCCCUCUACGGAUGGAAAUUUUGAAAGAGCUUAUCUUUCUCAACAAAGAAUUUCUAGAGCAAAAUCAAUCAUGAAUCCCUUCAUCCUUCGCCGCAAAAAGGCCGAUGUUUUGUCUGACCUUCCCGAGAAAAAACAACUCGUAGAGUAUUGUCAUAUGGAACCUAGUCAAAAGGAUAUCUACGUAAAAUUAAUUAAGAUGAGAAACGAUUCUUCCAGUAAUCGUGAAAACAUUAUAAUGCAACUUCGAAAAGUUGUCAAUCACCAGCUGUUGUUCCGUUCUAUAUACUCUUUAGAAACCUUGAGGACGAUGUCAAAAAGGAUUUUACGAGAGGAUCAAUAUUUAGACGCCAAUGAAAGUUAUAUAUAUGAAGAUAUGGAAGUCAUGUCGGAUUUUGAACUUCACCAUCUCUGUAUGCAAUUCAAGUCUCUGCAUCAGUUUCAACUGCAAGGAGAACCUUGGAUGAAGUCGGGAAAAGUAAACAAGUUAGUUUCACUGUUGCAUGAAUCUAAAAGUGAGGAUCGAAUUUUGAUUUUUAGUCAAUUCACUCAAGUAUUAGAUAUACUUGAGCUCGUCCUGAAAACCAUUGGAAUCAAGUUUUUGAGACUUGAUGGCUCUACUCCGGUAGAUACGAGACAAAGUUUACUCGAUGAGUUUUACGAGAACCCAGAGUAUAAAGUGUUUUUGCUUUCGACAAAGUCAGGGGGUUUUGGAAUCAAUCUGACUUGUGCAAACGUUGUCGUCAUGUAUGAUUGUUCUUUCAAUCCUUUUGAUGAUUUACAGGCAGAAGACCGUGCCCAUCGAGUUGGGCAAACACGACCUGUUUCUGUUUAUCGCCUAGUUACGGAAAAUAGCAUUGAGGAAAACAUACGCAAGUUGGCAGCUACAAAGCUGACUCUUGAGUCGAGCCUUACGACAGAAUCUGAAAGGAUUCAAAAGGAGAUUACUGAAGAUCUGAUUCAUAGCUUACCUCGAUAA